AUGUUGGAGCACCAGGGCAAUGGGGUCAAGUCGCCACCCACUCACAGAAUAUCCUUCUCCAUUCUAGACAUUCUGGACCCGAAUAAAUUCACCUGUAAAAAACAGAACAAUUGCUCACCAGAGACCAGAGUCACUGCUAUACGGAAGCUUUCACAAAACGAGGACGAAACUUUGGAGACAGUGGCUAAGAAUGACGCUGAAACAGACUGGAACUCUGAAGACCCGCAGUGUGGUAAGGAAGAAAGAGAUGAACAACUUGGUUCUGUAGUACAAAAAGGCCACUCAGACAAACCCGAGGAAUGUCCUCUACUGACUGAUAAAGAACCCGAGGUUUCACUGGAGACAGAUAUCAAAGACGGAGAUCACGAGUGCGAACUCGAAGUUGAGGAUUUCUCAGCUGACGGUUCUCAGGACUCCUCGAAGCAAAAAAGAUGCAGCAAGACCGACCAAGGUUGCGCAAAGCCAAGGCGCGCGAGGACUGCCUUUACCUACGAGCAGUUGGUGGCGAUGGAAAACAAAUUCAGAUCAACACGGUACCUGUCGGUGUGCGAACGCCUCAACCUCGCCUUGUCUCUCAGCCUGACAGAAACCCAAGUCAAAAUCUGGUUUCAGAACAGGAGGACCAAGUGGAAGAAGCAAAAUCCAGGGGCCGACAGUACAAUACAGACUGGAGCCAACUCACUCACUGUCGGCUGCAGUCCAAGUCACCCUGGGUCCGGUGGUCUAAACUUCCAGACUUUUCACACUUUCAACCCAGGGAAUAUGCUCUUUCCCACAACUAGUGCAGUGCCGUUACAAUCCACUGGAGGACUCCUCAAUCCCUUUUUAAACACGGCUUACCUACCACCGUCAUUUUACACACCGCAUUUAUGA
Messenger RNA from Polyodon spathula (Mississippi paddlefish), 873 nucleotides. RefSeq names its product NK1 transcription factor related 2-like,a (gene nkx1-2a). The transcript is spliced from 2 exons. The coding region runs from base 1 to 873 and encodes 290 amino acids. Gene Ontology annotation, molecular function: RNA polymerase II cis-regulatory region sequence-specific DNA binding; DNA-binding transcription factor activity, RNA polymerase II-specific. Gene Ontology annotation, cellular component: nucleus. Gene Ontology annotation, biological process: regulation of transcription by RNA polymerase II; cell differentiation. The record is from RefSeq and is a predicted model, not a curated record. Lineage: Eukaryota; Metazoa; Chordata; Actinopteri; Acipenseriformes; Polyodontidae.